CACGAAUUUAAUUAAAAAUUUUCUUCAAGCAGGAGUGUACGGCGCUAGCACCAAUAUUUUAACUUCGACCUUCGAGUUAUAUUACACAACGCCAGCUUGUUGACGGCCUCGGGAAUUUUUCAGAAAUAGCUACUCAGUCAUGAAUCGUGCAGUUCUGGGGCUGAUUUUCGUAGUUUUUCUUUCAUCUUUUUACCUCGAAUGCAAAGCCUUGCAGUAUCAGGACUCACGUCACAGAUUUCUAGGCUCCUUCUUGGAAACAGACAGUACCCUUGAAUUUGUGCGCCAUGAUCACCAUCGGUCCAAGAGAAAUCUGGAAGGAAAGCUAACCAACCAAUCAAAGGACUGUGAAGAGCCAGGAAAUAAUGUAAACUGUUCAGAAAUUGAGGUGAACCAUAGAUACUAUGUUUCACAAAUUAUUAGUGGUGGAAAAGAGUACUGGGUUGACGUUAGAGGUAAUCCUAACCACACUGAUGAAAGUGACCUAUCAAACAGCUAUCUGUUAAGAAAGCCUUACCCACUAAAAUUCAAGUUCCCGUACUAUGGUCACCUGCUAGACUCUGUGGUGCUAACAACUGGAGGAUUCCUGUACAUGGAUGUCCAUGACACAAAGCUUAUGACUCAAGUACAGUACCUUGCUCCUCUGAUGGCAUACUUUAAUCCUCAUUUAAGCAAAGGAUCAAAAGUCCUUACUUUACACGAUGAAUCCAAACUGACAGUGGAGUGGUACCAAGUUUACUUACAUAGUGACACAUCUGCUGGACCAUUUACAUUCCAGUGCACUCUGCACAAGAAUGGCACAAUCUGGUUUGCUUACCAAAAGAUCCCAGUUAAUGUGGCAAAUAUUCCAGCUUUACCUUACCACCCUGUCAAAGUUGGCAUCGCAGACGCAUUUGUAAUCGAAGUCAAGAGAAGGCAGGUUCGCUACCGAUAUUUCUACAUCUACAGUACGAUUAACAUCACCAUGGAGAGUGUGAAGGACAACGUGGCAGUCAUCUUUAAACCCCAACUUAAUUGCGUGAGCGCCCAUUCAUGUUCUCUCUGCAUGAAUCGGACCGAGCAAUCUAACUUCACUUGUGAAUGGUGUCCUGAAUUGAACAGAUGCUCUGAUGGAGUUGAUCGUCAUCGCGCAGAUUGGGAAACUAGAAAAUGCAAGCAAAAUGCUAUCAAAGAGCUGACCAAAGAAUGUAAAGCCAGUACCAUACGUCAUGACGCAGAUUUGAAAGCUAGCAAAAGCAAGCAAAAUGGUACCAAAGAGGUAACUAAGAUACAUGCACGAAUAGGUCAUGUCACGGUGUGCUAAGGUGCGUUUCGUGACAGUAAGUCAAGUUAUGCCAUGUGGAUUGUGUUACAUCGUAAACUUAAGGGACUGAGAAGAAGACUAAGGGCUUAGAUUGAUGAUAGUCUACACUGAGUGAAAGAGAAAACGGUGAAGAGACCAAGAGAGGAAAGAGAGAGCUUUCAUUGCAUCCUGGGUUAAAGGUUGAAGGUGGCAAAUGUAAGGUGGUUCUGGACCCACCCCAUAAAUUUUGCGUAAAACAUACAAGGAUAUAAACCGUGACACGUUUAUCGCUGUCAAACUGGGUCACCGAAUUCAUUAUUUAGCUUGGGUUAUUGAGUUCGAUUUUCAAGGCUGUUACAAAAUUGUACACAGUGAUUCAUCAAACAACGGAAUACUAAAAAUAAGAAAAUCGCUUUGAGAGCCCUUUACCAGUUUGGUCGUCUCGGGAAUCGGAGCAUUUUUUAGGCGAGAGCGUGCAUUGUUCUGUGCACACGUCCAGGGGCAUCGACAAUGAGAAUUUGCAAGGCAGUCAAGAGCCGUUUUAUUUCGUGAUCAUUUUCUUUAUUCUC
Molecule: messenger RNA, 1848 nt
Organism: Stylophora pistillata
Lineage: Eukaryota; Metazoa; Cnidaria; Anthozoa; Scleractinia; Pocilloporidae
Product: plexin domain-containing protein 2
Source: RefSeq, a predicted model, not a curated record